AUGGCUGAUGACACUACAUCUGAAAGACCAGCGUGUAGUUUUUUCAACAAAAGAAGUCGACAGCAAACAAGACGGAGGAAACACAGCGAAUCUAGCAGUGACAGUGAUGAUGGAACUGUGGUCAAGAAAAGGGAAAAGAAAACGUUCAUUAAGAAUCCAAUGAUGCAAUCAACGGGGAGGUUGAAAGCUAAUCAAGACCACCAAUACAGCAGCGACAGUGACGAGGACAAGAUAUCAGUCAGUUACAAGUCGUCGCGUUCAGGGAAACGAGAAGGGCCAACAGACAUGGGGGCAACUUCCAUCGUGGAGAUAGACACAGCUAAAGAACAGGAUGCUCAGGCAAUAUUUGAAAAAUCUCAACAGAUCAACAAGGAAGGUAAGGGAAAGGAGGAUGAUAAGGUGUACAAAGGCUUAAACAACUACCAGGUGUUUUAUGAGAAGCGUGACACAGCUCAGGGCAACGCCUCCAGUGGGAUGGUCAGAAAAGGACCAAUCCGUGCUCCAGCAAACCUUCGUGCCACAGUAAGAUGGGAUUACCAACCUGACAUCUGUAAAGACUAUAAAGAAACAGGAUUUUGUGGAUUUGGGGAUUCAUGCAAGUUUUUUCAUGACAGAGGUGAUUAUAAACAUGGCUGGCAGCUUGAGCGCGAAAUGGAAGAAGGGAGAUAUGGAAAAAAUGAUGAGGGGAAUUAUGAGAUAAGUAGUGAUGAAGACGACCUGCCAUUCAAAUGUUUCAUUUGUCGAGAAUUCUUCAAAGACCCUAUAGUAACAAAAUGUAAACACUACUUCUGUGAAAAAUGUGCACUCAGCCAGUACAGGAAGUCCAAGAGAUGUUUUGUAUGUGGAGAACAGACCAUGGGAGUGUUUAAUCCAGCUAAAGAUUUAAUUGCUAAAAUGAAAAAAGGAAAUAUGCAGAAGGACAACGUUGAUACCAGGGACCAGAGCGGAGGAGGAAGUGAUGAUAGUGACUGAAAUGUGGCACAUAGGAAUGUCAAGUAGAGAGUGAUUGUGAAGAGCUUGUGAUGACUUAGUGAAACAUAUAAGUGGGUAGAGUGAAUCUGUAACUAUAUACUGUGACCAGUACUAGAAAAUGAUGACAGACAUAAGCAUGGGCAUAUACACAGGAAUCUAUUAAGGAAUGUCAUUGCUCUGUAGUGAUGGAAACCUGACAUGUCUUCAUAUUCUGGAGAAGUUUUAUCAACUGUUAUUAAAGACUAUAUCAAACCGAUCCUGUGUGUACUGGUACUGUUGACUUGUCAGUCAUAUCUUAUGUUAAAAGUAAAAACAGUCAUACGUUCAUCAAGAAUGUAGAAAUAUCGCAGCAAGAAAGUCGUAUGUUUAUAAAAGUUGAAACACCGAACAUUUCAAUAAUGAAGUUUAUGUAUGUUGAUUUACCAAAUAUCAUAACAUUUAUUGUAAAGGUUGAAAUAAAAAAUAUCACAACAACAUCGAAUUACUUUUAUGACAUUUAAAAUGAUAAAAAACCACAACAAUAAAUUCAUAUGCCUACA
Ylistrum balloti is the source of this 1511-nucleotide messenger RNA. RefSeq names its product E3 ubiquitin-protein ligase RNF113A-like. NCBI's taxonomy places the organism in Eukaryota, Metazoa, Mollusca, Bivalvia, Pectinida, Pectinidae. The record is from RefSeq and is a predicted model, not a curated record. Gene Ontology annotation, cellular component: U2-type spliceosomal complex. The coding region runs from base 1 to 972 and encodes 323 amino acids. Gene Ontology annotation, biological process: snoRNA splicing. The transcript has 10 exons. Gene Ontology annotation, molecular function: metal ion binding.